CGCGCCCCCAGCCACCGCCAUCCUCCCUUCCCUCCUCUUCCCUCCCCUGCCCUCCCCUCUCCUCCGCCCCCAGCCUCCGCUGCGGCGGGAGGAAGGACCGUUUCUGACCAGCCUGGAGAGUCUAGAUCGAUUCCCAUUCGGGGAGAAAGAAGAGAUCCCGCACUCGGAUCGGACACACCGCUCGCCCCCCGGGCCACGGAAGUGGCUCGCAGCGGACGGCGGAGCCCACGCCGAGCGCAGCCCCCCGACCCUCGGCCAGCCGCAGCCGCAAUAGACAGCGCUCCCCAGCGGGCCCCCGGCCCCGGCGAGCCCACUCCCCGAGCGCAGCCGGGGCCGGCGAUGCCUGGCACGGCAGCGGCGGUGGCCGCGCCUGCUGCCGCUGCCCCUGCCACCGCUGCCACGGCUGCUGGCCCGGGCCCGGGCUGGGGGCUCGAGGCUCCGCAGUGGGGCUGAGCCCGCAGCCCCGCCCCCCGAGCCUGAGGCCGCUGCUCCGCCGGGCGCCGGGCCUCCUCCGCCCGCGCCUCCGCCCCAGGAGCUGGAGCCAAGCGGGGAGCCCGGGCCCCGCGCCCAGGCCCGGACCAUGCACGGCCACCGAGCUCCGGGGGGUGCCGGGCCUUCGGAGCCCGAACACCCGGCUGCGAACCCCCCCGGCGCCGCUCCGCCGGCCUCUGCCGACUCGGACCCUGGAGCCUCAGAACCUGGACAACCGCUGCGGAGGGGCUCGGGCUCCGCUGGCGGCGGCCCCCUGGAUCCCCAGUUGCCCGGACCCUCGGACGCCAGCUUGGCUGCGGUUCCAGGCCCUCGGGUCUUGCCCUGCGGCCCCAGCCCCCAGCACCACCGGGCCUUGCGCUUCUCUUACCACCUGGAGGGCUCGCAGCGUCGGCCUGGGCUACACCAAGGAAACCGGAUCCUGGUUAAAAGUUUGUCCCUUGAUCCUGGCCAGAGCCUUGAGCCUCAUCCAGAAGGCCCCCAGCGGCUUCGCUCAGACCCAGGCCCCCCCACUGAAUCUCCCAGCCAGCGUCCUUCGCCACUAAAACGUGCACCAGGCCCAAAGCCACAAGUGCCCCCGAAGCCCAGCUACCUACAGAUGCCCCGACUGCCCUCUCCACCUGAGCCUAUCCCCCCUCCGCCCUCGCGUCCCCUGCCCGCAGACCCCCGAGUGGCCAAGGGCCUAGCGACCAGAGUGGAGGCCAGUCCUAGUUCUGCAGCCGUAUCCUCGCUAAUUGAGAAGUUUGAAAGAGAGCCUGUGAUUGUCGCCUCGGAUAGGCCAGCCCCUGGCCCCUGCCCAGGUCCCCCAGAGCCAGCCAUGUUGCCACAGCCACCCCUGCAGCCACCAGUGCCCCAGCUCCUCGAGGCUGAGGCCUCCCGUUGCCUGUUCCUGCUGGCUCCUGGGCCCCGGGAUGGAGAGAAGGUACCCAACCGGGACAGCGGCAUCGACAGCAUCAGCUCGCCAUCCAACAGUGAAGAGACCUGCUUUGUCAGUGAUGAUGGGCCUCCCAGCCACAGCCUCUGCCCCGGGCCCCCUGCCCUGGCCAGUAUGCCUAUGGCCUUGGCCGAGCCCCUCCGGCCUGGCUCCCAGGAGGUUGACAGUGACCUGGAGGAGGAGGACGACGAGGAGGAGGAUGAGGAGAAGGACAGAGAAAUCCCAGUGCCCCCGCUGGAGAGACAGGAGUCUGUGGAGUUAACGGUGCAGCAGAAGGUCUUCCACAUUGCCAAUGAGCUCCUGCAAACAGAGAAGGCCUACGUUUCCAGACUCCAUCUCCUGGACCAGGUGUUCUGUGCCCGGUUGCUGGAAGAAGCUCGGAACCGCAGUUCCUUCCCCGCUGACGUCGUCCACGGCAUCUUCUCCAACAUCUGCUCCAUCUAUUGCUUUCACCAGCAAUUCCUGCUUCCUGAGCUAGAGAAGCGCAUGGAGGAAUGGGACCGCUACCCACGCAUUGGCGACAUCCUGCAGAAGCUAGCGCCCUUCCUCAAGAUGUAUGGUGAGUAUGUGAAGAACUUCGACCGGGCCGUGGAGUUAGUCAACACCUGGACCGAACGCUCCACCCAGUUUAAAGUCAUCAUCCAUGAGGUGCAGAAAGAGGAAGCCUGUGGCAACCUGACACUGCAGCACCACAUGCUGGAGCCAGUGCAGCGCAUCCCCCGCUACGAGCUGCUUCUCAAAGACUAUCUGUUAAAGCUGCCCCACGGCUCCCCGGACAGCAAAGAUGCCCAAAAGUCUCUGGAGCUGAUAGCCACAGCAGCAGAGCACUCAAAUGCUGCCAUCCGCAAAAUGGAGCGAAUGCACAAGCUGUUGAAGGUAUAUGAGCUGCUGGGUGGGGAGGAGGACAUUGUCAGCCCCACCAAGGAGCUCAUAAAAGAAGGUCACAUCCUCAAGCUGUCAGCAAAGAAUGGGACCACCCAAGACCGAUACCUCAUACUAUUCAAUGACCGCCUCCUUUACUGCGUGCCCAGGCUGCGGCUCCUUGGCCAGAAGUUUAGCGUGCGGGCACGCAUUGAUGUAGAUGGCAUGGAGCUGAAGGAGAGCUCCAACCUCAAUCUGCCUCGGACCUUCCUGGUGUCGGGAAAGCAGCGCUCCCUGGAGCUCCAGGCCAGGACUGAGGAGGAGAAGAAAGACUGGGUCCAGGCCAUCAACUCCACCCUCCUGAAGCAUGAGCAGACGCUGGAGACCUUCAAACUAUUGAACUCCACAAAUCGGGAAGAUGAAGACACGCCACCCAACUCUCCGAAUGUGGAUCUCGGGAAGCGGGCACCCACGCCCAUCCGGGAAAAGGAAGUUACCAUGUGUAUGCGCUGCCAGGAGCCCUUCAAUUCCAUCACCAAACGCAGGCACCACUGCAAAGCCUGUGGCCACGUGGUUUGUGGAAAGUGCUCCGAGUUCCGGGCCCGCCUCAUCUAUGACAACAACCGCUCCAACCGUGUGUGCACAGACUGCUACGUGGCCUUGCAUGGGGUGCCCGGGAGCAGUCCGGCCUGCAACCAGCAUACACCCCAGCGCCGGAGGUCCAUCCUGGAGAAACAGGCCUCCGUGGCCGCCGAGAACAGCGUCAUCUGCAGCUUCCUGCACUACAUGGAGAAGGGUGGCAAAGGCUGGCACAAGGCCUGGUUCGUGGUCCCCGAGAAUGAACCCUUGGUGCUGUACAUCUAUGGAGCCCCUCAGGAUGUGAAAGCCCAGCGCAGCCUGCCCCUCAUUGGCUUCGAGGUGGGACCUCCCGAGGCAGGGGAGAGGCCUGACCGACGGCAUGUCUUUAAAAUUACUCAGAGCCACCUGAGCUGGUACUUCAGCCCUGAGACAGAGGAGCUACAGCGACGCUGGAUGGCCGUGCUUGGCCGCGCUGGCCGUGGGGACACAUUCUGCCCAGGCCCCACACUGUCCGAGGACAGGGAAACCGAGGAGGCACCUGUGGCAGCGUCCGGAGCCGCUGCAGAACCGCUGGAAGCCCCCCAGACCCGAGACAAGACCUAGACGGUCUGGGGCAGAGGGGGCAGCCCGGUAGCCCCUGCCCCACACUCUAGCUGCCCAGAUCUGAUGGCGGGGGCAGCGCCCUCCCUCCCAGCUCAGUCAGUCCUUGAACUCCCAUCGCGGGCCUUUUGAUCCGCUGGGCCUUGGGUUUUUUAAUUCAUCUUUUCACAAAACGUGGGCUUUUAAAAAAAUAUUCCUACAGUAAUGUUCCUCUUCUUUUUUUUUUAAUCCCUGUCCCCAGGGAGGUUGGGAGCCAUUGCUAGAGCUCACCCAAACUAGCACAACCCCCCCCCCCGCACCCCAAAGCAUCAUGCCUCCACCCGAUGUCCCCCACCUCCUCCCAAAAGCAACAGGGGCAGGAGACCUGCAUUCCAGUGCCAGCCCUGCCACCUCAACCACUGUUUCCACCCAUGUGACUCCGCAUGAGGGGGUAACCAGACCCUUGCUGCCAAUCCCAUGCCUUCUGCUUCCACCCGGCCUCAAGGCUACCCAGUAUUUUCUCGUCCAGACCCAUGGCAGGGCCACCGGGCAGGA
Messenger RNA from Ochotona curzoniae (black-lipped pika), 3997 nucleotides. It is a transcript of the gene FGD1, whose product is annotated as FYVE, RhoGEF and PH domain containing 1. Gene Ontology annotation, molecular function: metal ion binding; guanyl-nucleotide exchange factor activity. The coding region runs from base 581 to 3466 and encodes 961 amino acids. Lineage: Eukaryota; Metazoa; Chordata; Mammalia; Lagomorpha; Ochotonidae. The record is from RefSeq and is a predicted model, not a curated record. Gene Ontology annotation, cellular component: cytoplasm. The transcript has 18 exons. Gene Ontology annotation, biological process: filopodium assembly; cytoskeleton organization.